Messenger RNA from Glarea lozoyensis ATCC 20868, 645 nucleotides. RefSeq lists its product as uncharacterized. NCBI's taxonomy places the organism in Eukaryota, Fungi, Ascomycota, Leotiomycetes, Helotiales, Helotiaceae. The coding region runs from base 1 to 645 and encodes 214 amino acids. The transcript has a single exon. The record is from RefSeq and is a predicted model, not a curated record.
AUGUUUCACCAACCCACGCCAGAUAUUCGAGCACCUCUGGAAAAUGUCUUGAGUAAUCUGUCCCAAAAGCCUCAGUACUACGUUCAUGAUGGAUGUUCACACCUGUUUCAAGUUCGCAACCGUAACCCACCAGACGGUUCCCCCACCCAGUUGUGUAUCCCCUACGCCUUCAGUUUCAAUGACUGUGGGCAUUACUUAGAGUAUCACUGUACAGUUGGAAGAUCAUUUCAAGCGGGAGAAGUUCACAACUUUUGCACAUUCAACCUGCCACCCAUGGCUAAAGACCUAAACAAGGCUGGGUAUUGUCCUCAGUGCAGAAAAUCUAUCGAGGAACAUGAAGAACUACUCUCGGCGUGUGGUCACAAUAAGAGCCGCAUCUCCCUUGCGGUUUCCCAUAUCUGGAAGCGUAUCACCAGCUCCUUGACGGUUGUUGUUAACAUGCACUCUUACCCAGCCACGAACUGGACAUCAUCCUCGGGUACUCACAGAUUUCGCAGGUACCACUGCAAAGAAUGUAAACGCGAUGAUGCCGCUCUUCGAGAGAUGUUAAGUAACACCGAACGCGGUGUGAGACGAGCUGAGCGUCGCCAAAGAUUGGCAAAGAUGGCCCGCACUUACAGUCACCGCUGGGAUAUAGGAGCAUGA